AUGGGUGGACUAAAUGACUCUGUGGUCACUGAAAUUGUGUUACUGGCCCUUUCUUGCUCUUGGGAGAAAAAACUUUUUCUUAUUUUGAUAUGUUCUUUGCUGUAUUUAGGGGUCAUCUUGGGAAACCUUUUUAUUUUGUUUUUGGUAAUUUUUGAUUCUCACCUACAUUCUCCCAUGUACUUCCUGCUGGCCAACCUGUCCCUCAUUGAUGUGGGUCUUUCCUCUACUACAGUUCCAAAGAUAAUCACAGACCUCUUAAAUGAAUACAAAGUAAUUUCUUUCCAAAGUUGUAUGACACAGAUAUGCUUCAUCCACAUCAUAGGAGGAGUGGAGAUGGUGUUACUCAUCGCCAUGGCAUUUGACAGGUGCACAGCAAUCUGUAAGCCUCUUCACUACCUGAACAUCAUGAACCCUAAAAUAUGUGUUUCAUUUGUAAUCACUGGAUGGGUAACUGGGGUGAUCCAUGCUAUGUCUCAGUUUUUAUUUGUUAUAAACUUGCCUUUUUGUGGUCCUAAUAAAGUGGACAGCUUUUACUGUGACUUUCCUAAGAUCAUAAAACUUGCAUGCACAGAUGCGGCCAAGUUUGAGUUUAUCGUUACUGCCAACAGUGGCUUCAUGAGCAUGGGCACCUUCUUCCUG
Messenger RNA from Herpailurus yagouaroundi (jaguarundi), 639 nucleotides. Its product is annotated as olfactory receptor 4F21-like. Gene Ontology annotation, biological process: G protein-coupled receptor signaling pathway. Gene Ontology annotation, cellular component: membrane. Lineage: Eukaryota; Metazoa; Chordata; Mammalia; Carnivora; Felidae. Gene Ontology annotation, molecular function: G protein-coupled receptor activity; olfactory receptor activity. The record is from RefSeq and is a predicted model, not a curated record. The transcript has a single exon. The annotation marks the transcript as partial.